Messenger RNA from Drosophila grimshawi, 1286 nucleotides. RefSeq names its product mitochondrial carrier homolog 2. The coding region runs from base 68 to 1213 and encodes 381 amino acids. The transcript has a single exon. NCBI's taxonomy places the organism in Eukaryota, Metazoa, Arthropoda, Insecta, Diptera, Drosophilidae. The record is from RefSeq and is a predicted model, not a curated record.
UUCCAAAAUUUCAUUUAAUUUGAUUCUUGAGGCAAGAGGAUUGUUUAGAUUCGGGGAAACAAGCAAAAUGCAGUAUCAACGUGAGCUAAAAUUAGGGGAUAUCUUUCCUUCGUGCGGCGGUAGCGUUGAUGCGGACAAUCAAUAUCUACAGCAGGAUCAGGAUCAGGCUGAGGAGCAGGAGGAGCAGGAGGAGAAGCAGCUGCUGCCAGACGGAGGCGCAGUGACCGAUCAGGCUGGGUGCAAUGGGAUUCAAUCGGUGGGCGCAGUCGAGCUGAUAAUCAAUCCGCAUAUCGAAAGGGAGGAGUUAAACAAACCGAAUGGUCUACUGCGCUUCACACUGCGCAUGGGAUUCGGAGCCCUAAUGCAUCCGUAUGAGUACGCCAAGGUUCUGAUGCAAUUGGGAUACGAACCGUUGCCGGCAGUGGCCUCAACCAGCUGGCUGGGCCGGACAACGCUUGUGCUGCCGGGUGUGCAUCAGUAUAUGCGGUAUAUCAAGCAUACCGAUGGCUUCAUUGGCCUCUAUCGCGGCCUGACGCCGCGCAUCCUCGCCAGCGUCAGUUCAGCUCUCUUCGCCGAUAGUCUUGUCCGGCUGUUGGGCAUAUCGGAUGUGCCGCAAGUGUCGCAGGCAACGCAUCCGUUGCGCGACUAUGCCGGCAAUUUGAUGCGGGAUGGCAUUGUCAUUGCCACCGGACUGGCCGUGUCACAUCCCUUCUAUGUGAUCGCUGUGCGCCAGAUGGCCCAGUUCGUUGGCCGGGAGAUCGCCUACACAAGCAUCUGUGGCAGUGUGCGUGAGAUCUAUGCCCAAGAUGGUCUGGCUGGAUUCUAUGCGGGCUUUGCGCCCCGCCUGCUUGGCGAUAUGGGUGUGCUUCUCUGCACCAGCACCCUCACCGCCAUCUGCAAUCGCAUCUUCUGGCUGCAGCCCGCCCAGCGUGAAUACAAUGCGGCUCUGUUGCAGUUCGCUGCCAUUAUGCUGCUGUAUCCGUUGCAGGUUGUCGGCGCCUGCAUGGCCUGCUCCGGCUCGGGCAUUGCCGCUGGUGCCCCACCCUUUAUGCCCAUCUAUGGCCAGUGGGUUGACUGUCUCGUCGAUCUGGUGGCACGCGGUGAUCAUUUUCGUGGCGCCUUCACCAUACGACGCACACUGCCCAAAAUGCACACACAAAUCCAGAUGCCGCGCUUCUACUCGGAUCCAUUUGUCGUUUCUCGCAACAUCUAAUCGAGGAAUUUCAUGGAACUGAAUUUGAACAUUUUCAUUUGUUGCUAACCAUUAAAAUAUCAGUUAGAUAAAC